Condylostylus longicornis is the source of this 810-nucleotide messenger RNA. RefSeq lists its product as uncharacterized. Lineage: Eukaryota; Metazoa; Arthropoda; Insecta; Diptera; Dolichopodidae. Bases 1 to 810 code for a protein of 269 amino acids. The transcript has a single exon. The record is from RefSeq and is a predicted model, not a curated record.
AUGGACAAGAUAAUUGAAAGUAUUGACAAUAGUUCAUGGGGAUAUCAAAUUGGCGACAAUAACAUCAAAAUUAUAUGCUAUGCAGAUGACGCAGUAUUACUUGCAGAAAAUGAAGAUAAUCUGCAAAGAUUAUUGUAUCGAGUGACAAAAACUGCAGAAAGAUACAACAUGGAGAUAUCUACAGAAAAAACCAAAUCCAUGACUGUAUCCAAAGAUCCGGUACGUUGCAAACUAUCCAUCAACAAUCACAUUAUUGAGCAAGUGCUCAAUUUCAAGUAUUUGGGUGUGAACAUUACUACCUCUCGAGAUAAUGAAAGUGAAACGUGUGCUCAAGCAGGAAAAGCCGCAGCCAUAUCUGGUUAUCUACGCGACGUCAUAUGGAAAAAUAAAUAUAUGCUUAUAGAAAACAAAGUCCGCAUAUAUAAAACCUGUAUUCGACCCAUAUUAACAUACGCCGUUGAGACUAGAGCAGAUACAUCCAAAACCAAACAAAGAUUGCGAACCACAGAAAUGCAAACUCUGAGGCAAAUCUGUAACUACAGCCUAAGAGACAAAAAACGCAGCAGCGAUAUCCGCAAUAUGUGUGGUGUACAGGAUAUCGUCAGAUGGACCCGCUCUAGACAAAGAAACUGGAGAGAUCACGUGCACAGAAUGAAUGAAAAUCGUCUGGCGAAAAUUGAAAAUGACUGGUCAACCAACAUCAAAACGACCAACAGGAAGACCGUCGAAGCGACGGAGGGAGUGUUGGAUAUCACAAUCACAAGAUCAGACAGAAAGGGGUUAAUUGGAAAAACAGGCAAUAUUGCCUAA